Molecule: messenger RNA, 2057 nt
Organism: Chanos chanos (milkfish)
Lineage: Eukaryota; Metazoa; Chordata; Actinopteri; Gonorynchiformes; Chanidae
Gene: tnfsf12
Product: TNF superfamily member 12
Exons: 6
Coding region: 420-1139 (239 amino acids)
Biological process (GO): immune response
Cellular component (GO): membrane
Molecular function (GO): receptor ligand activity; tumor necrosis factor receptor binding
Source: RefSeq, a predicted model, not a curated record
GUAUCGGGUCUCCGUGAGGACGCAUCGGUAAUUCACACAGCCUGCUCGCACAGUGAACAAUCUGUUAGUGUGUCCAACGAGAAUAUGAGAAAUGCUUUUGCCAGCUGCAGGAUUUCAAGCAGUCGGUGCAGACAAUUUUCCACUUGCCGAAGCAAUUUUUUCAGCGGCAAAUUCCUCGCACGUUAAUGUAACGAUGUCACUCAACAACUGACAACUAUCAGAAUCCAUUAACCACUUUGGACAGAGUAUUGGUGCGGACUUCCUCAGACAUCUGCAUUUGUACUUAACUCAAAAUAUAUACGCACGUUGCUUCUGCAAGAAAAAAAGUGAAGAAGGAAAAAAUGUUCGCGUGGCAUGAGGACAGAAUGUUUGAUUUGAAAGUUCUGGAAUGGUAAAGUGACCAUCGGGUGCGUAACACAAUGCAUCGAAUUCUGCAAAGGAGACGGGUACGCACACUCAGGUUUCUUUGGUCACUCAUGGCCGUGGUCGCGUUGUCGCUUGCUGUGUUCAGUGCAGUGUUUACGGUGUGGACAUGGCGACAAACCCAAGACCUGUCGACGUCUUUAAUAACUCUUCGAGAACGCCUGGAACAGGUAAACAUGCAGCGUAAGGCUAUUGUCCAACUCAUCCUGGAGAAGAGGGAACUUUUCGAGGGGCACAGAGUGAGGAGAGCAGUGGGAGGUGGAAAAGGACGGCCUGGAAACGGACGGAAAGUUGCUUCUCAUUUCGAGAUUGCCAAAGAGCCCCAGCAACAUGUGGGGAGUGAAGGGGUCAUUAGGGGUUGGAUGGAGGAACCGUUGAAUAUGAGCAAAGCAGUGCAGUACAACACAGACACAGGCACCUUUAGAGUGGAACGCAGUGGUGUCUACUUCCUGUACUGUCAGGUGCACUUCAAUGAGAACCAGAGCCAGUAUGUCAAGCUGGAAGUCUAUGUUCCGAAGGGACCCAAACUGCAGUGCAUGGAGGGAUAUGGAACCACUCCUGCAGCCGGCUGGCACCAGUUCCACUUUGUCAAACCGUGCCAGGUGUCGGGCCUCCUGCGGCUCGACAAGGGAGCCGAGCUAAAAGUUGUCACCGGCUCCUCGUUUACCCUCCAGAAAAACGGCAAACACUACUUUGGCCUCUUCAAGGUCAACUAAGAGCGGAAUCCACCAGAGGGAUCAUUUCAAAUUUGGGACUGCAGCUCAGGAGCAAGCAGUUCGCUCCAAGGACAUAACCUUUUUUUUUUUUCCGAAAUUCAAGGUCUGUCUGGAUUCCUGAUGGGCUAUGUUUGUUAUCAGUAUGGUUCUAAAUCCCUGAGUCUCUACACAUGGGACACUUUGCUUCUUGAUGAAUUUCUUUUUGACGAGGAAAGCAGUCAGUUGGACCUUUACUUUCCAGUACAGUCAAAGGAUAAUGUCUUUGGACGUGCUAAACUUGUCAUUUACAGGGAUUCAAUCCAAGAACUGUUUCUCAAGGCAUUUCCAAGCGACCCGGACAAAACGUUUGACUUGUCGCGGUGCUUUUCACGAGGAUUUUACUUAAAUGUUCACAAACAAGGCCCCCCAUUUUGUCGCAAGACUACAAUGAUCUCACAUAUGAUAACUAUAACCACAGUGUCUCUGGGACAGGGCCCAGCUCUGCAUCAUCGAUGAGUCUUGCCAGUGAUGCUAACAAUGCAGGAUUAAGCCUCAGUCGUUUUGACUGAUGGCUAGAGUGAACUGAUCUGUGGUUUGGCGUAAACCUAAAUCUUCGUCUGAUUAUAACGUACGUUCUGUGUUGGACAUACUGAACUCAACCGCUGAACCAGCACAAGUCUUACUCUUGAAUAUAUUAUCUAAAUUUGUUUUUAAAUACAGUACCAGCAAUAAUGCAAAAUAAAUAAAUAAACAGUGUAACCAUGCUCAACAGAUUAAUGGACAAACUGUUUUACUUAAAAUGAUGCUUGUUUGAUUGAUUAGCCUUGAUUUAUUUUCUUUGCAUUCCAUGGAUACUGAGCUUCAGUUACAAAUCUGUAUUAUGUUCCUGGUAUUUUGAAAGCUGUGUUAUCAGAAACUAAGGCAGCAUCUGGGGGGAGA